AUGGUAUUGGUUCAGCUGUGGUCUCCCCACCAGGUUCUUCAGCCUAUUGCGCAAAUUGAUCCGCCUUUCCAAGGGUUUCGUGACGCCGGCUACUCAAACGCAGAUUUUGAGAUCACCAUCCAAGACAUUGUCUAUGCCAUGUGGAGAGCCAAGGAAAGAGGCAUGGUGGACCUCACCACAUUCAACUUGGAGGAGUACGAGCAGUACGAGCGUGUGGACCAGGGGGACUUCAAUGUCAUAUCCAAAGACUUUAUUGCAUUUGCAUCGCCCCAGAGCCGUAAAGGUCUAAACGAACCGUUCAAAAAAGUACUCAAUUUUUUCCUCGCCAACGAUGUCCAGCUCGUUGUCCGACUCAAUUCUCAUCUCUACGACGCUGCCGAGUUCACCCGUCGUGGCAUCCAGCACAUCGACAUGAUCUUUGACGAUGGCACCUGUCCCACGUUGGAAUAUGUCCAGAAGUUCAUCGGGGCUGCCGAAACCGUUAUUCACAACGGAGGCAAGAUUGCGGUCCACUGUAAGGCUGGCCUUGGCCGCACCGGGUGUCUUAUCGGAGCCCAUCUUAUUUAUACUCACGGGUUCACCGCCAACGAGUGUAUAGCCUAUAUGCGGAUGAUUCGUCCGGGAAUGGUGGUGGGUCCCCAGCAACAUUGGCUUUAUCUUCACCAAAAUGCGUUCAGAGACUGGCGCCAUACCAUGUGCUUGGACAAUCGUCCUGACGCUUUUAUUGGAGGUCUCUUUCCCUUGACAUCUUACGACGAAUUUAAGGCACGAAUGAAAAGCGAAAGAAAGAAACAGCAGCGACUCCAAACAGCGCCCAACUCGUCGUUCGUGGCCGACUCGUCGUUCAACACCCCAGUUCGCCGAAGAAAAAUCUCCGGUGCUCUCACCGCCAAGAUUCAAACUGCUGUACCGCAAGAGCUGCCAGGGCAACCACGUAAAUAUCGAGAAAAUCGGGACGAAUAUCCCACCCAUGUCAAUAACUCAGACGAAGAAAACGAUAUGGUGGAUGUGCGGUCGCAGAACCAGACGUUUGCAGACACCGAGGUUGACGACGAGAUCAACAAUUCUGACGGAGUGGUGUUGUAUAACAAGGAUACCUCGUCACCACGACGGGAAGCCUCCAGUGACUGGAAAGUACUUCGUUCCAUUUCUGUCAAUAGCCAGCAGCUGCCGGUGCUGCUCACGAAAACCACAACCACCACCACAACGAGAACCGUCAGCACCACGCUUUCGUCGUCACCUUCGUCGCCCGGAAGUAAGACCCCCAAGACUCGUAGUGUGUCUCGAGUAGGUGCUACGCCCAAGCCGAGAAUACCAUCAGGCGGCGUAAGAAAGGUCAGCGGAGGGAAAAAGAUUGCGUGA
Molecule: messenger RNA, 1362 nt
Organism: Meyerozyma guilliermondii ATCC 6260
Lineage: Eukaryota; Fungi; Ascomycota; Pichiomycetes; Serinales; Debaryomycetaceae
Gene: CDC14
Product: phosphoprotein phosphatase
Exons: 1
Coding region: 1-1362 (453 amino acids)
Biological process (GO): microtubule cytoskeleton organization; positive regulation of cytokinesis; regulation of exit from mitosis
Cellular component (GO): mitotic spindle midzone; mitotic spindle; mitotic spindle pole body
Molecular function (GO): protein tyrosine/serine/threonine phosphatase activity; protein serine/threonine phosphatase activity
Source: RefSeq, a predicted model, not a curated record